GUGUACCAGGAGAUGCAGCUGGCUGUAGGAACCUCCAGAUCCAUCCUCAUGUCUCCCUACUCACACUACGCACUACAGAGCAACAAGUGAGAGCCAGCAUGUGUGUGUGUGUUUACAGUGCAUUCGGAAAGUAUUCAGACCCCUUGACCUUUUCCACAUUUUGUUACGUUACAGCCUUAUUCUAAAGUGUAUUAAAUAGUUUUUUCCCCUCAUCAAUCUACACACAAUACCUCAUAAUAACAAAACAAAAACAGGUUUUUAGACAUUUUUGCAAAUUUAUAGAAAAUAAAACACUUAAAUAUAACAUUUACAUAAGUAUUCAGACCCUUUACUCAGCACUUUGUUGAAGCACCUUUGGCAGUGAUUACAGCCUCUAGUCUUCUUGGGUAUGAUGCUACAAGCUUGGCACACCUGUAUUUGGGGAGUUUCUCCCAUUCUUCUCUGCAGAUCCUCUCAAGCUCUGUCAGGUUGGAUGGGGAGCGUCGCUGCACAGCUAUUUUCAGGUCACUCCAGAGAUGUUCGAUCGGGUUCAAGUCCGGGCUCUGGCUGGGCCACUCAAGGACAUUCAGAGACUUGUCCCAAAGCCACUCAUGUGUUCUCUUGGCUGUGUGCUUAGGGUCAUUGUCCUGUUGGAACCUGAACCUUCGCCCCAGUCUGAGGUCCUGAGCGCUCUGGAGCAGGUUUUCAUCAAGGUUCUCUCUGUACUUUGCUCAGUUCAUCCCUUGAUCCUGACUAGUCUCCCAGUCCCUGCCGCUGAAAAACAUCCCCACAGCGUACUGCCACCACCAUGCUUCACCGUAGAGAUGGUUCUAGGUUUCCUCCAGACGUGAAGCUUGGCAUUCAGGGCAAAGAGUUCAAUCUUGGUUUCAUCAGACCAGAGAAUCUUGUUUCUCAUGGUCUGAGAGUCCUUUAGGUGCCAUUUGGCAAACUCCAAGUGGGCUGUCAUGUGCCUUUUACUGAGGAGUGGCGUCCGCCUGGCCACUCUACCAUAAAGGCCUGAUUGGUGGAGUGCUGCAGAGAAUUGGUUGUCCUUCUGGAAGGUUCCCAUCUCCACAGAGGAACUCAGGAGCUCUGACCAUCGGGUUCUUGGUCACCUCCCUGACCAAGGCCCUUCUCCCCCGAUUGCUCAGUUUGGCUGGACGGGCAGCUCUAGAAAGAGUCUUGGGGGUUCUAAACUUCUUCCAUUUAAGAAUGAUGGGGGCCACUGUGUUCUUGGGGACCUUCAAUACUGCAGAAUGUUUUUGGUACCCUUCCCCAGAUCUGUGCCUCGACCCAAUCCUGUCUCUGAGCUCUACAGACAAUUCCUUUGACCUCAUGGCUUGGUUUUUGAUCUGACAUGCACUGUCAACUGUGGGACCUUAUAUAGACAAGUGUGUGCUUUUCCAAAUCAUGUCCAAUCAAUUGAAUUUACCACAGGUGGACUCCAAUCAAGUUGUGGAAACAUCUCAAGGAUGAUCAAUGGAAACAGGAUGCACCUAAGCUUAAUUUUGAGUCUCAUAGCAAAGGGUCUGAAUACUUAUGUAAAUAAGGUAUUUAUAAAUUAGCAAAAAUUUCUACAAACCUGUUUUCGCGUUGUCAUUAUGGGGUGUUGUGUGUAGAUUGAUGAGGAAAAUAAGGCUGUAACGUAACAAAAUGUGGAAAAAGUCAAGGGGUCUGAAUACUUUCCGAAUGCACUGUAUGUCUGUACUCAUGCGUGUGUGAUUGUGUGUUUAUGUCUGUACUCAUGCGUGUAUGAUUGUGUUUUUCAGAGACACGAUCUGUCCCGUGCGGUACGCCCUGUGUCAGUGUGUGAAAGGGGAGGGACUUGUAACCAUGGACAGCCAGGGCAUUCUGAGGGCGGGGCCUGACACAGGAUCCGCCCUGCUGGAGGUAAUCGCUAUGGAGACCUGUGGGGUCAACCAGACCCUGCUCAUCAGCGUCCGGGUAAGUUGGUCACUUGUGUCCUUCGCAGGGAUCUAUUCUAAAGUAAACCUGGUGAGAAACUCAGCAUCCACAGUUGACCCUAAGGACUGGGUCAUCACUAUCUGACCAUGCUGGAGAGUACAAAAUAGUAUUUGUGUGUUGUGUUUGCCAGGUGUCUCCAGUGUGGUUUGUCAGGCUGUUCAGUGUGUCCAGUCUGUACAGUGUUGGAGGGGGAGGCCUGCCUGCCUUUCCCCUGGGCUGGACCAUCAGAGUCAGGGCUCUCUGCUACGACAACCUGGGACAACAGUUCAACGCCCAUAACACACUCACACACAUUACCACCAAC
Coregonus sp. 'balchen' is the source of this 2248-nucleotide messenger RNA. The record is from the annotation of a GenBank genome assembly. Lineage: Eukaryota; Metazoa; Chordata; Actinopteri; Salmoniformes; Salmonidae.